Alternaria atra is the source of this 420-nucleotide messenger RNA. RefSeq lists its product as uncharacterized. The record is from RefSeq and is a predicted model, not a curated record. Bases 1 to 420 code for a protein of 139 amino acids. Lineage: Eukaryota; Fungi; Ascomycota; Dothideomycetes; Pleosporales; Pleosporaceae. The transcript is spliced from 2 exons.
AUGGUCUAUCUUGCCAAAGUCGAUGAUGCUUUGUCUACCAAGGUGACGGGACUCAAGUGGUUCAAGAUAUACGAAGAUGGUAUGGAUGCAAAUGGCGAGUGGGCAGUCACGAGGUUGUACAACAAUAAGGGUCUGGUAGACUUUGUGCUACCGUCUUGCAUUCCCAGUGGACAAUACCUGCUCCGCGCUGAGCUCAUUGCUCUUCACGCUGCCUCCAACUACCCGGGUGCUCAGCUCUACAUGGAAUGUGCUCAGAUCAAUGUGACAGGGGGCGGUAGUGCCAGUCCGGCAACAGUCAGCUUCCCAGGUGCAUACAAAGCGACUGACCCAGGGAUCAAGUUUCAGCUCUACUGGCCAAAACCGACAAGCUAUACGAUCCCAGGACCAAGACCGUUCACUUGCUCUGCGAAGAUGAGGUAG